AAAAGGAUUACGGUGUACUGAUCGUCCAUUGAAAUCGGGAAGGCCCUCAGACGGGUUCAGUUCCGGAAGAAUUUUUAUCCACGUUGACAAGAUACGGGCUGUGAAGAAAAGUGCAUUCACAUAAGUAUUUACGCUACCACACCAAACAAAGGUCGUAGUUUUAAUUAAUUUAUCAUCUAUGUUGAUACCUUCAUAUCAUAAAAGGGAAUUUGUUUUGGUUUCAUUUAUUUUGCUACCGGUUUUUAACCGGCUGCAGUGAGGAAGUGCCGAGUGCCGACGUGGACGGAAAAUCAUCUGGUGGUGUACGGUUUGUAGUCAGACGAAUAAGUUCCAGAACACUUCUGACAGCGCACUUUCAAAAUUGACUAGUAACUGUUCUUUAACUGUUGUCUAACUUGUGUGUUGAGUAUUUGGUUGAUGUCGGUUAAGAUUAUAUAGGGAAUAAAUAGGGGAGGGGCGUGGUAAUUAUCUCAUCUAACAAGUGUCAGUCAACUGGAAUUCGACAAUAACUCUGCACCUACCACCUGUCAUAAUGGAUCCUCACACUGUUCUGAUCGGUAUUGCAGUGUUUUGCUUGUCAGCUCUGCUCAUCUAUCUUAUAUCUAUAUUUGGCAUAAAAGAGAAAACUUUUGAAGAAGCAUUGGCUGAACAAAAACAAAGACUUGAAGAUGAAAAACAGAAAGAGAAAAGUCUAAAGAAGGCGGAGAAGGAGAAAAAAAAGUUUAGAAAGUCAAAAGAGAAACCAAAAGAAAAAGGCCUUCAGGUUUCUGAACCUGAACUACCGAAGGAACAAAAGAUGGUUAAUUUGGAAAUUGAUCCCGAAAUAAUUGAACCACUAACAGAUACAUCCAGUACUGAAGGGAAACGCUCUCAAAAUACUAAGAAGAAACCCAAAUCUAUCCUGCACAACAAAAACGAGGAGCCACAUGUGACAAAGGAAACCCAACAAGUGGUCCAUCAUAUUCCAGUCCCAAAAGAUGAGCUGGAAAUUCUACAUGAUCAUGAAAAAGAUCAGAAGGAUGUAAAGAAGGACAAGUCUGCACCAAAAGCAUCUAAGAAAGGGAAGGAAGAAGUGAAAUCAACCCCAAAGAGGCCCAUUGUAAUGGAAGAAGAGAUCAUCGUCCCAAAGUAUGAAAAUGUAUCGCACACUGCUUCCUACUCAAGCCCGGAUUCCAAAAUGAGAAUUGAUCCUAGUCAGCUUGUGGCCAAUAUUCACACAGCUCCUCUCACUGAUUCUGAGAUACAGAACUUGAUUGAGGUCCUCCUGAACAAACAGGGUGGAGCCAGCUCAUCUUGGAAUAAGAAGACACAGAAAGGUGAUGAUGUCAAACUGCUGCGUAAACAGUUGGAGGAGAAAGAGCGUGCCCUGCAGGAAGAGCAAAAGCUAGCAAUGCAAGCCAAUGCAUGUCUAUCCAAGGAGAAGGCUGGAUACAACACCCUGGAGAAACAGUACCAGGAAAAGAUUGCUGUACAAAACUCAGAGAUUCAAGCUCUCCGCUCCAAGAUGCAGCACUCUAUUGAACAACACAUGCUAGAGCGAAGCUCACUCCAGACACGCCUUCAACAGUUGGAACGCCAAGCUGGGGACCAGAGCCUUGCACAGAAACUCAGCGAGGAAAACAAGAUUUUGAAAGAGAACCUGAAAAGAGCAGAGUCUGAGACUGUGCCCCAGAAGAACUAUGCCAGCCUGACUCGUGAGCUGCAGAUUAUUCAGGAGGAACUCUCAAAGAAUGUUUCAAGGAAUACUGCUGCAGAGAAUGCCAAAAAAACUCUGGAGGAGAAACUUGCCAAGAAGGAUGCAGAGCUGGCCAAACUUAAAGGAUCAGAGAAAGAGUCGGAGGGUGUUGUGACCAAGAGACUGGAUGAAGUAAAUAAACAGUUGAGGAAGACCGAAGCAGAAAAUGCCACCCUGACUAAUAAUUUGAAGACUGCUGAGAGAGAGUGCUCUACAGUCAAAGCACGACUUCAGGAAUUAGAAAUGGCAUUGUCUGGUAAUGACAACACAUCAAAGGUGCUGGAGGAGAAACUACAGGAAACAUGUUUAUCAGUACGUGGUGCUGAAAAAGCCAAAUCUAAUGUUGAGGCCAGUCUGAAAGCAACAGAGAAGAAGUUAGUGGAUGCAGAGCAACAGAAGGCAAAACUUGAGAAAGAAUUUGAGGAUGCUAAGAAACAAAAGUCUGAGGUGGAGGCAAACCUGAAAUCUACAGAACAGAAACUGACAGAUAUGGAACAACUCCAGACUAAAUUACAGACAGAUUUCGAGUCUGCAGAGAAGGUGAAAAGUGAUAUGCAGUCAAACUUGGAAAAUUUGGAGCAGAAGUUAUCAGAGACUGAACAGAACAAGGACAAACUUCAAAAUGAGAUGGAGGUUUUGAAGCAAGAGAACUCGAGCCUUUCACAGGAAAUGGUGGUGGUAAAGGAGACUGUUGUGAAGACAGCUGGGGCCCCUAAUGGAGAUAUUCACGAUGAACCAGCAGAAAACAAAAUUGCCAUUUCUCAACACGAGAAAAUAGUUUCAGAGAAAGAAACGGAAAUCAAGAGAUUAGUGGCUGACAUGGAGGCCAAGGUCUCAGAAUUGUCCAAACUACAAGGCGAGGUUGAUAAACAGAAGAAGAAAAACAAUGAUUUGAGGCAAAAGAAUUGGGAGGCAAUGGAAGCCUUACAAAAGGCAGAAAAGUCAGUAACACUUCAAGUUCAAUCUGCUGUCAAAGAUACAAAGAAUGAUGAAAGUACAGCAUUGGUAACAGACGCAGAAAAAUAUGAUAAAACAGUAUUACAGAAAAUUUUCCCAGAUAUUUCUGUCAACACAAAUUUGGUCCAUAAGGAAUGGAUGUCUUGUUUUGAGAAAGAGGCAAUAGUGCAAUUACAAAGUCUUUCUAGUGCUAAUGAAUCUAUUGCUAAGUCAGAGACCAAAGUAACAGAUCUUCAGGGUCAAGUUAGCAGUCUAGAAACUCAAGUACAGGAGUUGAAGUCCAGUCUGUCUUCUUCAAGUGCCACUUAUGAAGACAAAGUCAAAGAUAUACAAGAGAAAAACAGUAGUUUACAGUCUGAGGUCCAGAGACUGAAGACAGAAUCAUCAAAUAUGUCAAGUUCACAAGCCAGAGUUGCUGAAUUAGAAGACAGUAAUAAAACAUUAGAACAACAAGUCCAGGAAAAUAAACAACUGCUAGACACAUCAUGUGCCAGCUACGAAGCCAAAGUCAAAGCAUUAGAAGAGAAAAAUAGUAGUUUACACUCCGAGGUUGAUAAACUUCAUUCAGAGUCAUCAAAUGUGUCAAGUUCAGACUCCAGGGUGACAGAAUUAGAGGAAAGCAAUACAAAAUUAGAGACACAAGUCCAGGAGUAUUUAAAUGUUCUAGCUACAACGGAGUCCAAGUUACAGCAGCUGGAGAAUAGUGUGGAGGGUGAGGAGAAAAAGUGGCACGACAAGCUGCAAACAGUCCAGAUAGAUUUAGAGCAGGCCAAGCAGGAGGUCUCAUCAUUACAGGAUGAGUUAAAGAAGUCUCAGGCCAACACAGAGGCACUAAGUGAAUUGGAGUUUGCUUAUCGAUGUCUAGAGAAAAGUUUGACGCAAAUAACUGAUGAGAUGAAAGAGAAGGUAUUAAGUCUAGAAGGCCAGUUGAAAAUAUCUGAAGACAAGUGUUCACAGUUGCAGAGUCAAGUUGAAGAGAGUGAGGAGAAAACUAGAGAGCUCCAAGAGUCUGUGAAAUCCACAAGUAAUGAAGAAGAUUUACUAAAGCAAAUAGAAGAACUGAAGAAGUUGUUAUCAGAAGAAAGUAAGAAAAGCAAAAAUUUAGCAACAACCAAUGUACGACUUAAUGGAAUUAUAAAGACUGGCCAGGACUCCCUGGCUCAGGAGCAGGCGUUGGUGGAUAAACUCAAGUCAGAGAUGGAGAAAAGCAAGGGGUCAAACGGUGCAGCACCAAGCAGUGAGAUAGAACAGCUGAGAGCUAAGCUUGAGGAGAAAGAAAAACAGCUGGAAAAGGAACUGCUAGCAAAGAAACAGCUCUCACAGAGACUGGUACAGACAGAUACACAGUAGACAGAUGUACAGGCUCAGUUAGGUGUAAUGGCCUCCUCUCAAGGAAAUGACCUGGGAACAUCAGUGUAACAGUUUUGUGGUGCGGACCAAAUUCUGACCAGAGGCAUCAGGAAAUCAAAUGGAAAUGGAAUGAAGGAUAUUGACUUAAUACUUUGUGUGUACAACACAGCAUUCAGAGUAGCCAGCUUUAUCAAAAGUCUCAGUACACAUCGUCCAGAUUGCUGGUCGUCCAGUAAUUGACCAGUGUUCUAUAUGUAAAAGAAGUGAUCCGGAUGCUUAACAGCUUUUUUUCCACUAUGCCUUUUUGGUUAUGUUCUCAAAUUGUAUGUUUAAGUUCACAAGCAAAUCAUUCUUUUCUGUUUUCAUUUUGUUAGUAGGACAAUCCUGUAUCAUAUUUUCAACCCAUGAACUUCACAAGAGAUAUAACAGUAUUGUAAAAUAGAAAUAUCUCAUCUAAUCAUGACACUCGAUCAUCUUUGUUAAAAUACAUAAUGCUGCCAGUACCAGUUACAUAAAUAUCUUCUAAAGUGAUUAA
Messenger RNA from Pecten maximus, 4577 nucleotides. Its product is annotated as ribosome-binding protein 1-like. Gene Ontology annotation, cellular component: endoplasmic reticulum membrane. NCBI's taxonomy places the organism in Eukaryota, Metazoa, Mollusca, Bivalvia, Pectinida, Pectinidae. The coding region runs from base 533 to 4042 and encodes 1169 amino acids. The transcript is spliced from 33 exons. The record is from RefSeq and is a predicted model, not a curated record.